AUGCAGCCUCCAAGCACGCUCGCCAAGGGGUUCGACUCGAUUGAGUCGACGAUCCAGGCGUUCCGCAACGGCGAAUUCAUCGUCGUGCUCGACUCGCAAGACCGCGAGAACGAAGGCGACCUCAUCAUCGCGGCGCAGGACGUGACGACGGAGAAAAUGGCCUUCAUGGUCCGCUAUACCAGCGGCCUGAUCUGUGCGCCGAUCACCGCCCAGCUCGCGGCCGAGCUGGACCUGCCGCAGAUGGUGGUGGACAACGAGGAUCCCAACCGCACGGCGUACACGAUCUCGAUUGACUCGAACGACGAGAGUGUCACGACGGGCAUCUCGGCGCAUGAUCGCGCCUUGACCUGUCGCACGCUCGCCAGCCCGAAAGCCACGGCCGCAAGUUUCAGGCGCCCUGGCCACGUCUUCCCGUUGAGGGCCAGGGAUGGAGGUGUCCUCGAACGGACCGGUCAUACCGAGGCGGCGGUGGAGUUUUGUCGUCUCGCCGGGAAGGCGAAGGCGGGGGUGAUUUGUGAGAUGGUCGACGAUGGAGAGCCAGUCCCCGGGCAGACGAUCAUGAGGGAGCCGGGCAUGAUGAGACGAGAUGCUUGUCUGGAAUUUGGACGCAAGUGGGGGUUGAAGGUCUGCACGAUUGAGGAUCUGGUCGAAUAUGUUCGGAGUGAGAAGGAGAAGGAGAAGGAGAAAGCGGGCAAUGGACAAGCGCAUGGCAAUGGCGUGGUGACAAAUGGGGUCAAUGGAGUCAACGCAGCCAACGCAGUCAAUGGAUGGCGUUAA
Cladophialophora carrionii CBS 160.54 is the source of this 777-nucleotide messenger RNA. Its product is annotated as 3,4-dihydroxy-2-butanone-4-phosphate synthase. The record is from RefSeq and is a predicted model, not a curated record. Bases 1 to 777 code for a protein of 258 amino acids. Gene Ontology annotation, cellular component: cytosol; mitochondrial intermembrane space. Gene Ontology annotation, biological process: aerobic respiration; riboflavin biosynthetic process. Gene Ontology annotation, molecular function: 3,4-dihydroxy-2-butanone-4-phosphate synthase activity. NCBI's taxonomy places the organism in Eukaryota, Fungi, Ascomycota, Eurotiomycetes, Chaetothyriales, Herpotrichiellaceae. The transcript has a single exon.